Molecule: messenger RNA, 3964 nt
Organism: Chiloscyllium plagiosum (whitespotted bambooshark)
Lineage: Eukaryota; Metazoa; Chordata; Chondrichthyes; Orectolobiformes; Hemiscylliidae
Source: RefSeq, a predicted model, not a curated record
CCACCCCUGCGCGUUAACAGUGAUUUCGGCUCAGGGGCAUGAAAAACUAGGUGGGCUUUGCGGGAAGGGGGCGGGAAGCUUGUUUCCUCCUCUCUCCCUCACUUCCUCCCCCUCCAAGGCUCCCCCUCCUGGUGAUGUUGACUGAGCCGGUGUGUCUGAGCUGAGCUGAGCUGAGGUGGGUGGCAGCAGCCGGUGCAAAAAAAAACAGGAGCUCAAAGGGAGACUGGGCUGGAGGGAGAGACAGCAACACACACACACAGAGGAAGCUGGAACAGGAUUAUUAUCAGAGUCAGACCAGAGACUGAGUGAGACAGAGAGAGCUGUCGCCCCACUGGCAGCAGUAUUUCUCUAUUUAUGAUUUACUCUGGCAUUGAGAAGGCGGAAGAAGCGGCUGUCAUCAUUAGUUUUUUUUUGCUUGUAUUUUAAUUAUUUGCCAACCGGGCUGUGAAUGAACUGGACCAUGUUUGGGCUCCUUCCACGCAGGAUAACGGCGCUUUUCUGGAUUGUCAUCAGCAGCAGCAGCGUGGGACUGGCAGCAUCCCAGAAAUGCGAUGAGCCACUGAUUGUCGCACUUCCCCACUCUUCCUUCAGUAGCUCAUCGGUGAUGUCAGGCAGCUAUGUCCCUGGCUAUGCUAAACUGAACAAGAGAGGAGGUGCUGGUGGCUGGUCCCCUCUGGAUUCUGAUCAUUAUCAAUGGUUGCAAAUAGACUUUGGAAACAGAAAACAGGUCACGGCUGUAGCAACACAAGGCAGGUACAGCAGCUCAGACUGGGUGACACAGUACAGACUACUUUAUAGUGAUAAAGGGAGGAACUGGAAACCUUACCACCAGGAUGGCAACAUCUGGGCCUUUGCAGGAAACACAAACUCAGAUGGAGUAGUGAGACAUGAUUUACAGCAUCCAAUUACAGCACGCUAUGUACGUUUAGUACCACUGGACUGGAAUGGUGAAGGUCAUAUUGGGUUGAGAAUUGAAGUCUUUGGUUGCCCCUACUGGGCAGAUGUUAUUAAUUUUGAUGGCUACAGUCCAUUAUCCUAUAUGUUUAGAAAUAAGAAAAUGAAAACGUUAAAGGAUAUUAUUUCACUGAAGUUUAAAACAUCUGAAAAUGAAGGUGUUAUAUUCCAUGGCGAAGGACAACAAGGAGACUAUAUAACCCUUGAAAUCAAAAAAGCAAAGCUGGUUCUUCGGGUGAACUUAGGUAGCAACCAACACAGUUCUAUCAAUGGUGACACCUCUGUUACAACUGGAAGCCUUCUGGAUGACCAUCAUUGGCACUCAGUGAUCAUUGAACGCUAUGGACGCAAUAUCAAUUUUACGUUAGACCGAGAGACUCAACAUUUCAGGACUAAUGGUGAAUUUGACCACUUGGAUCUUGACUAUGAGCUCAGUUUUGGAGGAAUGCCAUUUUCUGGAAAGCCAAGUUUCAAUGGAAAGAAUUUCAAAGGCUGCAUGGAAUCUAUAAAUUAUAAUGGAAUUAAUAUCACUGACCUUGCCAGGAGAGGAAAACUAGACACAUCUAAAGUGGGUAAUCUGAGUUUCUCCUGUGUGGAAUCUCGUGCUGUACCUGUGUUUUUUAAUAGCAGCAGCUAUUUGCUGUUGCCUGGACACAUGAACCAGGACUUGUUUUCCAUCAGCUUUAUGUUUCGGACAUGGAAUCCCAACAGUCUACUUUUAUUCAGCAAAUUUGCCCCAGGUUAUGGAAUGGUGGAAAUUAACCUCAGUGAUGGAAAAAUCAGCAUUAACAUCAGCAUCAAUCAGACAAAGAUGAACAGCAUUGAGAUGUCUGCAGGUUUUGGGCUCAAUGAUGGUCAGUGGCACACAGUACAAUUUCAUGCCAAAGAAAAUUCUGCAAUUCUCACUAUUGAUGGUGAUGAUGCCUCUGCCGUACGGACAAAUAGUUCAAUGCAAAUCAAAACUGGAGAUCAAUAUUUUUUUGGAGGUUACCCAGUUCUACCGAACAACACAAAACCGAGUCUCUCUCGGCGUUCCUUUCAAGGCUGUAUGCAACUUCUUCAUGUGGAUGAUCAACUGGUUGACUUACAUGCUGUUGAGCAAGGAAAACUGGGGCAGUUCACCAAUGUUAACAUUGACAUGUGUGCUAUCAUAGACAGGUGCUUACCAAAUCACUGUGAGCAUGGAGGAAGUUGCACACAAACCUGGGAUAGCUUUAAAUGCAAUUGUGAAGGCACAGGAUAUUCUGGGGCAACAUGUCAUAACUCAAUGUAUGAACAGUCCUGCGAGGCAUAUAAGCAUCUUGGCAAAACAUCGGAUUCUUACUGGAUAGAUCCUGAUGGCAGUGGUCCACUAGGACCAUUCAAAGUCUACUGCAAUAUGACAGAGGAUAAGGUCUGGACAACAUUAUACCAUGACAUGCCACAGCAAAGAACAAUUUCAGGAUCUACUCCAGAGAAACCUGUUGUUGUGAAGUUGAACUAUAGCACCUCACUGAAUCAGAUCUCCGCUGUUACAAAAAGUGCAGAGUAUUGUGAACAAUAUGUGUCAUAUUCCUGCAGGAUGUCGCGACUGUUGAACACUCCAGCUGGAAAUCCAUAUACUUGGUGGAUAGGAAGAGGAAAUGAUAAGCAUUAUUAUUGGGGAGGUUCUGGCCCUGGAAUACAGAAGUGUGCAUGUGGGAUUGAGCGAAAUUGCACCAAUCCAAAGUAUUACUGCAACUGUGAUGCUGAUGCCAAACAGUGGAGGAAAGAUACUGGCCUUCUUGCCUAUAAAAGUCAUCUGCCUGUAAGCCAGGUAUUGGUUGGAGACACGAGCCGUUCAGGAUCUGAAGCAAGACUUGCAGUUGGUCCGUUGCGGUGCCAAGGAGACAGAAACUAUUGGAAUGCUGCCUCAUUCAAUACACCUUCAUCCUAUCUGCACUUCUCAACUUUCCAUGGAGAGACCAGUGCUGACAUCUCAUUUUACUUCAAGACCUCAGUUCCUUAUGGAGUAUUUCUUGAAAACUUGGGCAACACAGACUUUAUCAGGCUUGAGCUGAAAUCACCUACCGAGGUAAUGUUUUCAUUUGACGUGGGUAAUGGCCCAGAGGAACUUACAGUGAGAUCUCCAAACCCUUUGAAUGAUGACCAAUGGCAUCGAGUAAUCGCUGAACGCAAUGUCAAGGAAGCAAGCCUUCAAGUGGACCUAUUGCGUAGGGAUUUCAGGAAGGCACCAAGUCAGGGUCAUACCAGACUGGAACUCUACAGUCAGCUCUAUGUGGGAGCUGCUGGAGGUCAACGAGGUUAUCUUGGUUGUAUCCGGUCUUUAAGAAUGAAUGGUGUCACUCUCGACCUCGAGGAGAGAGCAAAAAUUACUCCAGGAGUGAAACCUGGCUGCUCAGGCCAUUGUACCAGUUAUGGCAUGUAUUGUCGAAAUGGUGGCAAGUGUGUGGAGAAGUACAAUGGCUACUCGUGUGACUGCAUUCAUACUGCAUAUGAUGGUCCCUUCUGCACAAAAGAUGUCGGUGGGUUUUUUGAGGCUGGGACCUGGAUACGCUACAACUUCCUGUCUCCUAUUGACAUUCCUAAGGACUUCAAGAGUGCACCACAGCCAGCAAACCCCAACCUUACCUUGACCAAAGAGGAUCUGGUUUUCAGUUUCAGCACGACAAACACGCCCAGUAUUCUCCUGUAUAUUAGCACCUACUCCCCGGAUUAUAUGGCCGUGAUUCUGAAACACAAUGGAAGCCUUCAGAUUCGGUACAACUUAGGAGGCACAAAAGAGCCUUUCAGAAUUGACCUGAACCAUCGAAAUCUAGCUAAUGGACAACCACAUAGUGUCAACAUCAGUAGACAUGGGAAGGAACUACAUCUCCAGCUGGACCAUUAUCCUGCAGUACCUUACAGCCUGCCACCAUCUACAGAUAUCAAGUUUAACUCUCUGAAGACACUGUUCCUGGGGAGAGUUGUCGGUGGUGAAAUAAAAGAUGAUGUUUGGGUUACAAAAGAAGCUAAAGUAAAGAAAACUUGA